Messenger RNA from Dinoponera quadriceps, 1484 nucleotides. RefSeq lists its product as uncharacterized. The record is from RefSeq and is a predicted model, not a curated record. The transcript is spliced from 2 exons. NCBI's taxonomy places the organism in Eukaryota, Metazoa, Arthropoda, Insecta, Hymenoptera, Formicidae. The coding region runs from base 527 to 913 and encodes 128 amino acids.
CGCAGUCUUUUCCUCGGGUUUCCCGGUAAAGCUCGCGGCGGGCGUGUACCGAUAAAAAGCUCCGUUAUGUACAUAGCGCAACAACGCGACGACGACAACGACGACUACGGAGGCGGCGGCGGCGGUUUAUCCGCGAAGGUGACGAGCUGGUGGGGCAGGAUCGAUAAAAGUCGCGCGCGACGCGCCUCGAGGUCAAACGUAGACAGAAGCUCGUGAGAGAAGAGUCGAUCAGCUAGAGCUACUCCGCGACAUCUUACUAGCGUUUACGUCAGUUUGCGUCACAGCGAAAUCAAGUGAAACCGUCUUGGAAACAGAGAGAGAGGCAGAGGAGAAGAGAAAAGCGAAACCUCUCUCGGUGCUUCUUCGUGCUUCGGUGGAUUAUCUAGAAGAGCGUCCACGAAAAGUGCGGAAAAUUCGUCCCUCAGGCGUUACCGAGACCACGAAAAUUCCGACGUUCAGUGAAGUGUGCAAGAGAGGCUCAUUAAAGAUUAAACCGCCGAACGAGCGACCGGAGAUACUGACCGAUAUGACUUGCUGCCAGGAACCGCAGUCCUACCACGCGCAGGCCGCUAUGAACGACAGCGGAAAAUCAACAUCGUGGUGCGAGCAGAAGGGCCUCGGCUGCAGCCAGGGCAGCACCAUCACAUGCGGCAUGCUGCCGACCUUGCGAAUGUUGGCCUCCCGGGGAUGCAACAGCCAAGACAGCGUCUGUCUCGUGCCGUUCGACGUCGAGAUGGACUCGGCCAGUCACCUGCACAUGAUACUGCUCGAGGCAUAUUGCCGUGAGAUCGGUAUCAAAGUGCUGAGGGUCUCCCGGGAGCGGAUGCGGGCCCACUUAUGCCCAGGUAGCGCGGACCUGUCGUGCGUCCUGAUUACCAACGAUGAUCCAUUUUUCCUGGAGUCGCCGGAGUGAAACUCGUAGAUCUGUCCUUGAAGAAAGUUGAAACUACGCGAGACUACCGCCGUCUGGCGCGGUCCUUUACGCAUCGGCCAAGGCAUUUUGCUGGGGAGGAGGACGGCCGAGGAGAUCCUCCACAAACCAAGGACGAAGGGGAGUUUUGUCAGUCCGGCAGACGCGACGUAUAUUUAUGUGUAUAUGUGCCCCCCCCCCCCCGCGUCUUAUCAGCGAGGAUGCCGAUUACCGGACAUUUUUGUCUCAAAAUCGCGAGAUACGGCGGCGCCUGAGCCACGGUCUGGCGCGAUUUAUCGUUAAGACGGGGACGUACCACCACUCGAGUGACUUUCCUCGCGGAAGCACCCGGUGGCGGCUGGAUAAGAAAGUGUUGAUUAAUGUAUGUAUGUGGCGCGUGUACAGCUCGCGAUUGUUUGCGAUUUGUCUUGAAGCGCGGGCUAAGUCCGCGCCCGGCUCUGUGUACUCUUUGUAAAACUCGACGGCGCUGAGAACGCGCGUCUCGAGCAGAGAUAAUGUAUACACUUAUGUAACAACACAUGAUAAUAAGAUUAUACAUGAAAUUCGAACAGAA